Messenger RNA from Lathyrus oleraceus (garden pea), 943 nucleotides. RefSeq names its product ubiquitin-conjugating enzyme E2 20. The transcript is spliced from 3 exons. The record is from RefSeq and is a predicted model, not a curated record. The coding region runs from base 1 to 924 and encodes 307 amino acids. Lineage: Eukaryota; Viridiplantae; Streptophyta; Magnoliopsida; Fabales; Fabaceae.
AUGGCUUUGGAUUGUCUUCAUCGAGUUUUAAGGUUUUACUUGAGUGUCCAUGCGGCAAAUCAAGCCCAAAAUCGUAUAUGGGAUUAUCUAGACAGCGUAACAUUACAACUUUUAGCAGUUCUAAGGAAAGGAUUGCUUACUCAGGACGUUCAGCAUGAUAAACUUGUUGAAUUCUGUCAAGAUUCCCAACGGAGGCAGAAAGUUUGGAAGGUUUCUACCACUGCUGGUGCCAGGCGUGUAAAGAAGUCAUCGCUCCUUGAAGAUUCUGCUCCAAGCAGUCACUCGAUAAAGGAGACCGAGGCCCCAUCUAAAUCUGGCAUAUCUGCAAUGCUAUUUCGCGCAACAAGUCAGCCUCCUGUCCAAAACAGAUCCCACAUCAAAUGCUUCAAGAAAAGACCAGCUCAUCCUUCAAUAAAGCCAAGUCUUGCGCGAUGCCUAACCUGCAAAGACAACACUGAAGCUGGUCAAGACAACAUUGCUCCCUCAAAGCAAUCUCUUCCUCCGCCUAAAUUCGUUGAUUCUCAAUCUGUUCUCAGAAGGUUGCAGUCUGAACUGAUGGCUUUGAUGAUGGGUGGAGAUUCUGGUAUAUCUGCAUUCCCUAAGGAGGAUAAUAUAUUGUGUUGGAAAGAAACAAUAACAGGAAGCAAAGAAGCUGUAUUUGAGGGAACAGAAUAUAAACUCUCCCUUUCAUUUCCCAAUGAGUACCCUUUUAAGGCUCCCAAGGUCACAUUUGAUAUCACCUGCUUCCACCCCAAUGUAGAUUUGCAUGGCAAUAUUUGCUUAGAUAUUCUUCAGGAUAAAUGGUCAUCUGCCUAUGAUGUAAGAACCAUUCUUCUAUCAAUUCAAAGCCUGCUAGGAGAGCCAAACAUUAGCUCGCCGGUGAAUCCACAAGCUGCACAGCUUUGGAGCAAUCAAGAAGAAUAACAGGAAUAAGAAAAACAAA